This is a messenger RNA of Rhipicephalus microplus (southern cattle tick), 1530 nucleotides long. RefSeq lists its product as uncharacterized. The record is from RefSeq and is a predicted model, not a curated record. NCBI's taxonomy places the organism in Eukaryota, Metazoa, Arthropoda, Arachnida, Ixodida, Ixodidae.
AUGUCAAUCUUGGCACGGCCAAGAUUGACAUUGUGGAGCAUAUUUGUGGAGAACGGCGGCACAGCCGGUAUGCGGUGGUCUGAAAAUCCGUUUGUCUUCCUUCUACAGUUCCUUGGAUUGCUGGGCCCCCAUUUUGUCGAACCUUUCGAUCUACGAGUGGGAGGUGCGCAUGCGCCGCACCCUGCGACCAGCCUCAUCUUUCCUUGCCGGUCAUCAACUGCACACCCGGACCACCUGCCUCUACAGCUAUCAGCCAUGUGGGCAUCACUGAUACCAGAAGCCGUCCAGGCGGCGCCGUUGCAGAUUCCGGCUAUAUAUGAGCGUCCUGUUCACUCCUCGGCCACUGGGCAUGGCGGCACAGCCGGUAUGCGGUGGUCUGAAAAUCCGUUUGUCUUCCUUCUACAGGGUGAUGGGUCCGCCUGGCCAGUCUACGAGAAACAGGUCAGCGUGUUUUUUCGGGCGAACGACACCGCUCUUGAAAAACAGCGCGACAUCUUCCUGGCCAGCUGCGGGACCCGCGUCUUCGGGCUCCUGCUCGACCUGCUAGGGCCAGCCACGCCGCAUGACAAGUCGCUAGGUGAGCUGCUCGCGACGCUACGCUCGCACUUCAGCCCGGCCCCGUCGACGUUAAUGGAGCGCUUUCGCUUCAACAACCGGAGCCGCCGAGAUGGAGAGACGCUAGGGAAGUUCGUUGCAGCGCUGCGAGGGUUAGCGAGCGGCUGCGCCUUCAGGGAGCAGCUCGACUCGCUGCACCGGGACCGUUUCGUCUGUGGCAUCAACGACCCCGCCAUGCAGAAGCGACUCCUGGAGCUUCCCGACCCCUCGCUGGACGACGCGGUAAAGGCAGCGCUGGCGAAGGAAGCAGCGGCCAAGGACGCGAGCGAGCUAGCACGCGCGGCCGGCUCACCGUCGACGGAAGCGGCAGUGAACAAGAUGGCGACUCGGGAGGUCACCCUGCCCCUGUACCUGACCAAGGGGCCAUCACCGACGCUGCUGGGCCGGAACUGGAUCCAGACAUUGGGUGUGCGGCUGCCGGAGUACCAGGAAGCUGUAUGUGCGGUGGAAGAUGUCCCGAACCUCCUGACCAAGUUUAAGACCCUGUUCCAGUCCAGGGUGGGCACAUUCACCGGAGCGGCGGCGAGCAUUCAUGCGCCAGACGGAGCAAAGCCCCGGUUUUUCAAGCCGCGCCCACUGCCGUUCGCCCUGAAGGACGGGGUCACGCAGGAGCUGCAACGGUUGCAGCGAGAUGACGUCCUGGUGCCCGUCAAGUCUUCAGAGUGGGCCGCUCUCAUCGUGCCCGUCUUCAAGCAAGACGGCAGUCUAAGGAUCUGCGGGGACUUCAAGGUCACCAUCAACCCCGUCGCUACCGUGGAGAAGUACACGCUGCCACGCAUUGAAGAUCUCUGGUCGGCGCUGUCAGGGGGACAGAAGUUCACCAAGCGUGACCUCAGAGAUGCGUACCAGCAGCUGGUGCUCCAGCAGUCGUCCCGGAAGUAUGUCACCAUAUCGACAACGCUGGGACUCUUCUAG